Messenger RNA from Botrytis cinerea B05.10, 2354 nucleotides. RefSeq lists its product as hypothetical. Lineage: Eukaryota; Fungi; Ascomycota; Leotiomycetes; Helotiales; Sclerotiniaceae. Gene Ontology annotation, molecular function: zinc ion binding; DNA binding; DNA-binding transcription factor activity, RNA polymerase II-specific. The coding region runs from base 330 to 2255 and encodes 641 amino acids. The record is from RefSeq and is a predicted model, not a curated record. The transcript has 5 exons. Gene Ontology annotation, cellular component: nucleus. Gene Ontology annotation, biological process: regulation of DNA-templated transcription; DNA-templated transcription.
GAAUUGCAGAUAAGCCUUGCGUGUUGAUUCGCUGCCUUUAGGCUGAUUGAUUUAUUGCAGGAAACCACCCUUGCUACUAAUUAGCACUGAAUCCUACACCUUCCUGACAUAGGUCUAAUGACAACGCAAAAUUUAUCAGUCCAUACAAGCUAAAGCGGAGGAAGGGAUCUUCAACCAACUUGCACCAGCAUCUUAAUCCUGAUAACACACGUAGAAGAGGAUCUAAUUUUCACAAAAUAGCAAGAGAUGGAUAGAUAAAUUCAGAAUCCCAUAUAUAUGUAGCCAAAAUAGAUAGCCGCUGCUGUACAGAUUAUUAGAUCUUUACAUUUAUGUUACCAUUAAGUGAUUCAGAAGAGAUUGAUAUGACCUCGAGACCAGGCCAGGGAAGGCAAGAGCGAGCUUCAAAAGCCUGUGAAGAAUGCAGGAGACGGAAACUGCGCUGCGAUGGUCGAGAACCACAGUGUGGCGUUUGUCGUGAUGCUGGUGCAACGUGUGAAUUCAAUGCUGGUCGUGCCCUUCGGGGACCCAAAAAGGGUUACUUCAAGGAGUUGAAGGAUAGAAUUGUAACAUUGGAGCGUCAGCUUUCUUUACAGCAACAAACCAUCGAAGGAUACGGCCUACCUAAUUCUAUUUUAGAUCACCAAGAAGGACCAGCGUUUUCUGGAGUUGUCAGCCCAAAGUCAACGUCAGAAAGUGAACAGCAGCGAGCUGGAUCGACUCUCGAAGACUUUAGCGUAUCCACUUCCGUCCCAGAUCACCUAGAAGGACCUGCGUUUUCUGGGGUUGUCAGCCCAAAGUCAACGUCAGAAAGUGAACAGCAGCGAGCUGGAUCGACUCUCGAAGACUUUAGCGUAUCCACUUCCGUCCCAGAUCGCCUAGAAGGACCAGCGUUUUCUGGAGUUGUCAGCCCAUGUUCGUUGACCGUAGGAAGUGAGCAUUGUAUAGGGCAAAGAAAAUCCAUGUCAAAUUCAUUGAAUGGCAUAAGCUCAGUACUCAAACUAUCAGUAAAUACCAACAACACCAUCCCUGUAUGGAUGCACGACGAAUUAGACCAACUAUACUUUGAUCGAGUGCACAAAUUCAUACCUCUACUUCAUCAGCGCCAGUACUUGUCCUGGUCUAGAAAAAAGACUGAGAAGACAUCACGUCUUUGCUUGCAGAGUGCGAUGUGGACACUGGCUACUUCUGUCUCAGUCCAGUUUCAGCAUCUACAAAAACAACUCUUUCGAGACACGAAGUUAAUGCUAGAGUCUUUGAGUACCGCCAAUGAAGAUCACUCAACCACCGAUACCGAACAUGUACAGACAUUGGUCUUAGUCGCAAUCUAUGAGUCAAUGAGAGCUCCCAAGCAGCAGGCAUGGAUCACCGCUGGGCAAGCAUUUCGUCUGGUGCAGUUGAUGAAAUUCCAUGAGAUCGAUUGCCCGAGCGUAUAUGCCACUACUAGACCUACAAAGUCUUUCCUGGAGACCGAGGAACAACGCCGAGUCUUCUGGAUGUCUUACUUCCUUGACACUCUCCUCACGAUGCUGAAUUGUUUGCCUUUGACAAUGAAUGAACAUGUGGUCUUUAUACGUCUUCCAGCGCCUGAGGAGGAAUUUCAGUGCAGCCAGAACGUGCUAGGGAAAUUUCUUUCCGAAGCGAUAGUUGAGCAAAGCCCACAGACACAAUCAAGCUUUAUUCAAUGCGUGAUCUUUGCAAGUAUAUGUGGGCGGAGCUUGUUCUAUGGCCAGCAGUUCAACCUUUCCAUGUUUUACGGAGGCGCGCCCUUAGACUACUCAAUCCAGUUUCAGUGGCUGGACGACAUGGUGACAACUAGGCUCCAGAUUCUGUCACAGUACAAUCCGAGCCCAACCGAAACGCAUGACCCCAUGCUCUUGUUCACAAGAAUAAUUGGCCAGACAGCCGUUAUGGCUCUGUGCAAGGGGAUGGAAUUAAAGUUGGCUGCUGACUCCGAUGGAGGGGCAUCUGUGGUGGCAUACCAGUUGCGAGCACUGACUGCAGCAGCCCAGAUCGUCAAACUCGCAAAAGCGCUGACCGAGUUUCCUAUUUUCAAGAUCCAUCCACUGAUGCCGGUCAUACUCGGCUUUUGCACUGGGCAUAUCUACGAGCAUCGAUUAUACCACGAGUCCUUCAAUUCCCACCUCCAAGAACUUUUAGACGUUCUUCGCAAAUUGAAGAACGUCAGCAACCCAAGUCAGAGCUAUGUAGACUUGUUGGAGCUGUCGGAGAUCGUUGGGACACAGGCUCUAUCUUAGUGUGUAGAUUAGCUUUCGUCCUUUUUUGCAGAUUAGACCCAAUUAAAUUUCAGUACGGAAAGAGACCAGAGAAUAACACAAUUCUGAUUCACUACAACA